GUAUUUUCUACCACUGAAAGACUCUUUUUUUGUGUCCAGUCUGAACAACAUUUUGGGCUUCCUGCCCAAACAGAGGCGUACAGGCUUGUUCUCAGCGACUCAGACUCAGGAGCUGGAGAAGCUGGUGAGGGCCGGCCUCAGAAACCCGGUGCGCAUCACCGUCAAGGAGAAAGGUGUAGCUGCCACCUCUAUGCAGAAAACACCCUCCAGACUCUCCAACUACUACACUAUAUGUCGAUCAGAGAACAAGUUCAACCACCUGGUGACGUUUCUAAGGCAACACAAGCACGAGAAGAACCUGGUUUUCUUCAGUACGUGUGCCUGUGUGGAGUACUACGGUCGGGCUCUCGAGGUUCUGGUCAAGAAAGCAGAUGUCCACUGCAUCCACGGCAAGAUGAAAAACAAACGCAACAAGAUCUUUGCUGACUUCCGGGCCCUGAAAAGUGGGAUCUUGGUGUGUACUGAUGUCAUGGCCAGAGGCAUCGAUAUCCCCGAUGUUAACUGGGUGCUGCAGUACGAUCCUCCCAGCAAUGCCAGUGCGUUUGUACAUCGAUGUGGACGUACGGCACGUAUCGGCAAUCAGGGCAACGCCCUUGUUUUUCUGCUGCCAAUGGAGGAGGCCUAUGUCAAUUUUUUGUCCAUCAAUCAGAAAUGCCCCCUCCAGAAGAUGGUCCUCUCAGGAGAUGUUCCAGAUGUGCUGCCCAAAGUGAAGACUCUAGCUCUGGCAGACCGCGCCAUGUUUGACAGAGGCAUGAGAGCCUUCGUGUCCUACGUCCAGGCCUACGCCAAACACGAAUGUAGUCUCAUCUUCAGGUCCAAAGAUCUGGAUUUGGCCACCUUAGCCCGCGGCUUCGCCCUCCUCCGCCUGCCGAAGAUGCCCGAGCUGAGAGGGGAUACACUCCCUGAUUUUAAGGAGACGACAGUGGACACAGACAAAAUCCGCUACAAGGACAAGCAAAGGGAGAAGCUGAGACAGAAGUUGCUCCUCGAGUUGAAAGAUCAAGUGAAGAUCUCGUAUCCCAAAAAGAACUUCAUCAAGAAUAAGUCCUGGUCGAAACAGAGGAGCAAGAAGGAGCGCAGGGAAAAAAGGUCCGCCAAGAGGAGGCGUGACGAGGGCUCUGAUGUGGAGGAUGAAGAAAUGCAAGAGCUUUUAAAUGACACUCGCAUCCUCAAGAAACUUAAGAAAGGGAAAAUCACAGAGGAGGACUUCGAGAAUCAGAUAUCAGCUCAGAUCAGCGGACCAAAGUCAAAACACAAAGCAGGAGCAGCGACACACGAGGGCUCCGGGGGCGAGGAGGUGUGAAAAGCUGUGUUUCUACAUGUAAAAAGCAGAAAUCAAAUAAACGUUUGACAUGGGUUUACCUUUUU
Molecule: messenger RNA, 1368 nt
Organism: Notothenia coriiceps (black rockcod)
Lineage: Eukaryota; Metazoa; Chordata; Actinopteri; Perciformes; Nototheniidae
Product: ATP-dependent RNA helicase DDX55
Exons: 8
Source: RefSeq, a predicted model, not a curated record